CUGCCGAUAUUAAAGGUAAUCUUAUAUGCAAAUGAUAUUUUCAUCGAUUCGAUAUAACUAUCGCUUUGCAGCCCUGAAAGUAUCGGUAUCGUCUGCGCAAGUCAUGACCCAAAAAUGAACAUUAGCUCUUUGAAAAUGCAUAAACACUUUUUUACAUGAAGUAUUCAAACAAAAGCAAACUUAAAACGUGUGCACGUGGAUGCGACGAAGCGUGUAUUCCGAACGUGGAAAACGCAGGAACGGGCGUCCAUCAAGAUAUCAAGAAACAAUUCAGCAAGUACACACCGCUCUGUCAAUGAGGAUGACCCACACCCACACCCGCACCCCGCAAACGCAAACGCAUUGAUUACUACAUAUUUUCAUCGUGCAAGCAACGCAACGCGGCGCCGCCAUUGAACCUAAAAUCAGUCUAGUUCAACACGAAAAACGUUUCCGCUCAAUCUUAUGAAAAAAUGUCACUUGUGACGUGCAUCGAUGGAGGCGGUGACAACGGCGGCAGCGAAACACAAAAGACGACGCCGUCAAUUGUCGAGGUCGCUGCAUUAACCGAUGAAUUACAAGAUGGGGAUAAUAGCCUGGAGCCAGGUGAGCUGGUCACGCCACCGCAUCAUCAGCCAGGCAACGCUAGUCCAGCACUGAAGAAAAUGCUCGCCAAGGACGUUAUGAGUAAGACAUUGCGCAAGCUGACACAAAUCGAUACGGACAAAUGUGAGGAAAAAGUGCGCGCUAUUCUGGAACUGGAGACCAUAAGACGCAAGACCGCGAUUACUAAAAUAUCAUCAGAAACGCCAACGCAAGCUUACCCGGUGGAAAAUGGCACAGCAGCUCAUACUGGGGCUAUAUCUCCGUGUGCAUUACCAGACGAAGCCGAUGACAGUGAGGGUCUGUAUUCGGACACAGACUCCUCAGCAGAGGAGCAAAAUAAUGUGGAGGAUGUGCAAAAAGCACGCAAGGAAAAACAAGCUGAAGCAGCUGCAGCGGCCGCACCGCCACCACCACCGCCACAUGCCAACCCCCAUCCUUUUCAUGGGCUCAAUCCACUGAGGUUUCAUAUGCGUCCACCGUGUAUUGACUAUUCGCGCAGAGGCUUUAUGCCCAGGAUGCCGCGUGGUGGCAUGCGUGGUAUGCCACCGAUGUUCUUUAAUCGGCUACCUGCUUUCAAUCGAGGUCCCACGCCGAGGUGCACAUCACCCAUACUGUCGUCAGUGUCGCCAAUCAAUGGACCUCAAGGUCAGCCUGGUCUGCCAUCAAGCUCAUAUGGACCUGCGCUGCCACCCGGUCAGGCCCAAGGUCAAAGCCAAGGCAGUAAGCGUACACAGUCUGAUAUAAUCUGGACAACAUCGCAGCCGCCAGUGUCGUUCAUUUUCAAUUUGAUUUCGGAAUGUGCCAAUGUACAUCACAAAAGCUGCAAACAAAAAGAGAUACAUCCGGGCAAGUGUAGCGGCAAGGAUACCAGUGGUGUAAGUAACAGAGAAUCGGGCAAGGAUCAAGGCAAGCGAAUCAAGGAGGCACCCCAGGAACGUACAGAGAAGCAAAGGGAUCGUUUUAACGAGAUACAGAAAGAUCGUUCCAGGGACUCAAGAAGAGAUCGAUCAAAGGAAAGACCCAAAGAACGCUCCAGGGACCGAUUCCGUGAAAAGAAGAGAGAACACUCCAAAGAGAGGCAAAGCACAUGCUCUAAAGAAAGAAAGGAAGAUUCCAAAAAUAAGCAACGGAACAGCUCCAAGGAGAAAAGGGAAUGUUCGAACGAUAAGCAACUGGAACGUUCCAAUGACAAAAGAAUAAGCGACAAGUCAAGAGAACGCUCCAAAGAGAAACAUUUGGAUAAGCAAAGGGAACGUCCAAAGGAGAGGAACCGAGAAGACAAGUCAACAUCACGCUUAAUUGAAAAGCGCUCUUCAGUAACGAGAGAUGGACGUCGAGAUCGUACCGCCGAUGAUAAUAAUAAGAAGUUAAAUCGUCGCACACGAAGUCGAAGUCAUAGUCGCAAGCCAGAGAUUAGAGCAAAGACCCCGCCCAUGCCGCCACUGCCACAAGCCAAUUGCACACCUCAACAGAAUGACCAAAAGGAACUAACGCCACCACAGGCUCCAAUCGAAGCAGGAAAACCCUUUGAUAUAUUUGCCGAAUCCCCGCCAAGACUGAAGAAAGCUAGCAGCCCACCCAAUAAGCAGCCAGCUGAAAAAACUGCCGAAGUAAAAACCGAAUUGCCUGCAGAGCGUAGCACAACGCCCCCACUGGAAAAUCUUCAAAUAAAAACGCUACCCAAUACAGAGCCUCCCAAAGCGACACCGCCGCAGCUCAAAAUACACAAUGAGAUUCACAUUCGCAUUGGAGCGCUGCUCGAGGACAAUGAUCUGCAUUAUGAGGCGCUGCUGGCCACAAAGGAACAGCUGUUGCGUAAAAGCACCGAACACCGUAACAAAAAGGAAACACCCAAGGAGGUGCACAUCAAGCAGGAGCCUGUUGAACAAGAUGUGGCUUCAAAAAGUCGCUGCACACCGGAACGGCAGACGGCGCCGCCGCGGCAUAACAAUCCAUUCAAGCGUGAAACAGUAUUAACUGAAACGUCCAGUCGUAUCUCUCCCAGGCGCUCCACAGAGUUGUCGCGCCGCAGCAUGCAACGUAACGGGGACCGGCACAGUAGUUAUCGCAACAGCUCACGUGAGCGCGACUCAAGGACAGUGCGCCACAGUGACGAAUUUAAAGAGCGUGUCAUCAAGCAGGAGAAGAAUCGCUCCAAGACGCCACCGCUGCUCACACCGCGACAGAUCAAGGUGGAACGCAAUGUGACGCCGCCAAGAGAUCGUGAAGUCGAGAGGGAGGUGCCAAUGCGCAAUGGUGUGCUGAUUGCCAACGCGCCACCGCCGACGGUGCCCCGCGAGACAACUAGCAAAAAUAAUGAGCAUAGUCCUGAUACUGAUGACUACAUAGACAACUGGGAAAAUGAUGACUCCAUGGCCGGUGGUGACAGCAAUACGCCCAAAAAUGCUGCAUCAACAGGUGCAACACGUUUUAACGGCGACGACGAUGACUCGAAUGCGCUGUGGAAUGCCAAGAGCACUCCGCCGCCCAAGGCCAAGUUGCCGCAAACGCCACAACUGCCGACUGUGGUCGGAACAGCUGUCGCCGACAAUUCUUUGAUUAACAUUAACGAUCUGUACGAAAAAUUCAUGAAGAGUAUUAUAAUGGGCUCCAAUGCAAACGAAACAACAGCAAUAGCUGCAAAAACGCAGGCAACGACAAAUAGUUCCUUAAGCAAUUCCACUGCCGAAGAAUCUUCCAGCGACACAGAGGCGACGUCAAGCAGCAGCAGCAGCAGCAGUAGCAGCGGCAGCAGUUCCGAUGACAAUAAUGACGAUGACGAUGACGAUGACGCAGACGAUGACGACGACGACGACGAUGACGAUGACGAUGAAAAUGAUUCCAGCACCGAUGAGGGUGACAAUUAUGCGAAAAAACAGGAGUUAAAGGACCAUCAGCUGAUGAGCAUGGAUGAUGGUGACCAAUCACAAUCACAGUCCACUAUCGUGGAGGAACCGGUGGCUGACAAACAGCUACUCAGCCACAAAAAGAACAAUGUUAGCAAGGAUUUGCGCAAGCUAAAAAGUCUGGAGGACAAUUUAGCGCGCAUACAAAUGAUGCGUGAGAACUACGAUUCGGGCGAUGAUCUCUGCGAAGAGCUGCUCAAAAUGGAGUCGCUGUUCAUCAUACAGCGCAAUGCUAUUAUGAACAAAUAUCGCAAGCCGGAGCUCAAGACCACCAGCGAGGAGGAACCACAACAACAAGUGACGCUGCAGCAACAGCAGGACCAGGAGCAGGAACCACGGCCAGUGUCGCCAGUUAACAAUAUCUUUGAUGCAAAUCGUGAAGCAAUCAAACUAACUAUUUCACCUUUAAAACUAUCACGCAAGCCCGCAAUUUUCGACAAGGAUGAGGCGGAUGUUGUGCCGCAAUCGUUAGCCGAUGGCAAGCUAACCAAGCCGCACAAAGAGAUAGCGAUUGUAAAACCCACCAUUAUGGAUACGCGCACCAAGACCACACGUCAGCAUUCGCAGACGCCCCAUCAGCCACAACCACACCAUCCACUAAAACGAUCGCGCACGCGGGAACGUUCCAGAUCUCGUUCGGUGUCACGCAAUCGGUUUAGACGCAGCGUGCGUCCCAGUCGCAGCAAGGACUCAACACGUUCGCCCAGUCCGCGUCGUAGGCGACCAAUGCACUCGCCGCGUCGCUCACGCUUUGGCAAGUCCCGGUUGGGCAUGGGUCGCAGCCGCAGUCGUAGUCUUAGUCGCAGUCGGACGCGAAGUCGCAGCCCGUUACGAAGGCGACGCACUAAAGUGGUGCCUGGACGACGCCGCAGUUCAUUGUCACCUCCUUGCAAGAUGCUGGGUCCACGCUCUCCCCCACCGCCAUCGCGCCGUCGCUCCUACAGUCGCGAGCGCUGUUACUCACGCUCUCCGCUACCAUUCAAGCCGCCAUCGCCGCCAAUGCGACGCAGCUGGUCCACUUCCCGUUCGCGUUCACCCUCUCGGAGACGCAGUCGAACGAGAUCUCGUACCAGAUCCAGAUCGCCACAUGGUCAGAUCCUUGCAGAUUACUUUGUGGAGAAUCAGAACAUGGAAGCCGCUGCCUAUUAUUACAAUAUGUCGCUGAUGCAGCAAGAUGCAAGUGGUGAACAGUACGAUAGCUAUGCGGCCUACAUGGAUACCGCCUACAAUAUGGACCAGGCCUAUGCCCAAUACACUGAGUACUCGGCAAACACAACGGUUACACCUAUAGAUUAUGAUUAUAGUGCUGGUAGCCUGAUGGAGGCAUCAACUAUACCCGUGCUGCGGGAGCUGCCUAUGGCCCCAAUUGCGCCCGUAGCUGUGCAGAAGGGCAAUGUGUUGGAAAUCGUGCCGUCAAUGGAUUCAGCUGUGGAGCUAACGACUGUGCCGCCUGUUGUGCCGGAGGAACCACAAGAGGACAAAAGUAAACCCAAACGCAAGCGUGUUAACUUUGUGGAUAAUGUGCUGCCCAACUAUGAGAGUGACAGCGAGGAUCGCAAAAUUGUGGAAAUAGCCGUGGAACGUGCAGUGGGUCAGUAUCGAGAGCGCUGUGCCGCUAAAGCGGCCAAGCUUCAGCGCAUACGUGAACAGCUGUUGGCCAUGCCUGCGCCAUUGCCACCCGUUGCGCCUAAGCCGGCGCAACUGGACAAACCAGUUCUCGUAAAAAAGAAGCCCAGAUUCCGCUACUAUCACUUCGAUCCGGUCAAGGGUGCAAUUAUAAAGUCACGUGAACGCAUGCUACGCCCGCCGCUGCAGCAUCCGCCGCCCCGUUUCGAUCCGAAGUACAUGGCAAUGCUGGUGAAAUCUGGGCGUCUACCCAUGCCUGCGUUUAUGCGACAUCGGCCACCGCCGCUGCCCGCGCAAGCGGAUGCGAUGCUCCAAGAAUUCUUCAGUAAGCAUCCGCCGCCACCACUACAAAAUGUUUUGCCACAUUAUUUGCGUGGACCGCCGCCUAUGACUACCGUGGCAACGGCACCUCCACCCAUUGCCUCACAGCCGAUACCUGUGCUGGGUGCACAGAGCUACUCGUGCUAUCCGCAGACACCAACACCAGUUGUUGCACCUGUGCCCUCCGUUGUCACAACACCUGUGCCCGUUCCAGUGCCUGUUCCAGUUCCCGUGCCCGUGCCCGUACCCGUGCCCGUUCUGACAAGAUCGCCGCUAUCAUCGACGCCGCCUCCCCAGACACUGGUGCCCCCGUACUUUACGCCGCCACCCCUGCCCACGUUGUCAUCACACUUCACAGUACAGCCGGUGCCGACAAUGCGAGAGAUAAUGCCCGUAGACAUAUUGCAGAAAAUUGGACCGCUGCCCAAGACACUAGACCUGGAGGGCUGUAAUCCCGGCCUGGACGAGGCCAACAACGAUCUCAAUGAAGCCGAGACAGCGCCGCACGUGGAAGCAUCUGUCGAUGGUCAGCCGCCGCCAAAGCUACUGGAAACCUAAUAACAAAAAUAGAUCAAAGAAAAUCCCUUAAGUCAGUCUUAAAAAGCCGGUACUCGACUUUACUUGCAUGUACUUAGAACCACCAACCACCAGCUGAACACAUCAUAAAAAAUAGUUAUAAGCUGUUAUCUUGUAGGCCAAUCCAACAACGUAGACAUACUUUUUUUAACAAUCCAACGAGCUCCUGGCAAUUACAUCAUAAUGUUAUUUUAGUUUUCUUUCAUUCAAUUUCUAACAAUCAUUUACAAUCAAGCUUUGUAAGCGAAAUGCAUUUACUGUUAAACAUUUUUUUAUUAGAACUAAUACUGCAUUGUGUGACACUUAACAUUUAGCUCAUUUGAUUUCUACAAGAAAAUAAAAACAACCUGUAAAUAAUGCGAACGACUUGGAGCAUAUUGAGUCCAGCUUAGCCGUAAGCAACAUUACAUAAUGUAUUUAACGAAACUUUAUACAAAAAUUCUACAAUUAAACGAAAAUACAUUUGUAUGUAGAAU
Messenger RNA from Drosophila hydei, 6490 nucleotides. It is a transcript of the gene l(3)psg2, whose product is annotated as serine/arginine repetitive matrix protein 2. Bases 453 to 5996 code for a protein of 1847 amino acids. Lineage: Eukaryota; Metazoa; Arthropoda; Insecta; Diptera; Drosophilidae. The transcript is spliced from 3 exons. The record is from RefSeq and is a predicted model, not a curated record.